Molecule: messenger RNA, 2107 nt
Organism: Eublepharis macularius
Lineage: Eukaryota; Metazoa; Chordata; Lepidosauria; Squamata; Eublepharidae
Exons: 5
Coding region: 1-1152 (383 amino acids)
Source: RefSeq, a predicted model, not a curated record
AUGGUCUUCCAAACUCUGCCCCUGAAACUGGGCGGCAUCACACUGGCAGAAAGCGGCACAGUUGGCAUCCCGGAAACUGACAGGGAUCGGGCCUUGCCACGUGUCCCAACAUACAAUGGAAUGUGGCACGUCUGGGCGAUCAAAUUUCUCCUGAAUUUCCAGACCGUUCCUGUGUUAAAUUUCCUGGAACGUCUACCCAAUGCAGAAGGUGGGUCCUAUUUGCUUUGGGGCUGGCCGGACACUUGGCUGUCUUCGAUCAGACACCGUCACCACAGCCUCCCUUCCUAUAAAUAUUCCAAGGAUGCAGGACUGCCCUGGAUAGGCUGCACUUUGGACCACUUUCCGCCCACUCCAGACCAGCACGCAGGUGCCAGCAACGGCUCCCCGGACCCUCGUUCCCGAUGCCCUGCAGGAGCGCUCUAUUACAAACGGCGCUGCUACCACUUCCUCAGCUCUCCAGCCACAUGGGAACGAGCUGAAGUCCUGUGCCAGGCACUGAAGUCUGGGGCUCAGCUGGCAUCCGUGCUUUCUUCACAUGAGGGGGAAAUGGUGUCUUCCUACCUGAAAGCCAAGGGUGCUAGCAACGUCUGGACUGGUCUGGCAGCGACACGCAGCCAUGGAGUCAGUUCUUCCCUUCCUGCCUCCAAGCUCUUUCCAUGCAAAGGUCUGCAGUGCCAAACUGGACAGGAGAUGGGCUCUGAAGUCACAAUUGCGACCUGGCGAUCUCCCAGCAUUACAACUGAUCUCUUGCAUCGGAUGAAGAGAGCUGUGAUUCUCGAAAGCUUAUGCUACAGUAAAGCAUGGGGGCAACCCCCAAGUCCUCUUUCUUCAUGGGACGUCUUUCUUUCACCCCAACAGUACAUGGCCUGGGAAUGGAGCGAUGGAUCCUCCUACGCUUCGCCUCUCUGGGACUGCCGCAGCCUCAGCACCGCCAUCUCCGCCUACGAGUGCGUCUCCAUGGCCAAUAUCCAGAACACAAGUAUGAAAAAAAGGUUCAGGGCAGAGAAAUUAAUGUGUGGAGGGUGGCAAGUCCAUCAGAGCCCCCUGCCCUGGUUGCCAUUCAACCUCCUUGCUUUCCACCACGCCCAGAAAUGGCUGCAGCGCUCCUGUGCCGACACCUUGCCGUACCUGUGCAAAUACAGGGCAGAGUGAUUGGACCUUCCACCUGGCACUCAAGGCACAAAUGGAAGAUGUCCUUUGGUGAUCCAGGUGCUUGGGACGCUGCGGCAGUGCCAAGGGACCCGUCCCCUGCUCCUUGGUUCAAAGAUCCACCCCACACUUCAGCCAUGAGAUUCCUCCCCCCCCCCCCAUGUUUCUGCAUGAGCACAGCAAACCUAAGAAAGCGGCCUGAGACUGAGGGCCAAGCUACAAGUGAUGAAUGACACUUGAACGGCAAGUGGAGUGAGUGGAGGGCAAGUGAACAGAGAGAAAUACACUUGCUCUUCAAGUGUCAUUCAUCACUUGUAGCUUGGCCCUGAGCUCCAGGAUCUGGAGUAAAGCUGCUUCGGGCGAUACUUUAUUUUUUCUUCCUCUUCUUGCACUGUUCCUGGUAGCCCCAAUUUGAAAAGCAAUGUGGUUUGCUAAGCCGUCGUUCCACCGACAGAUAGCAAAGUUUAUACUAGGGAAAACUUUUCCAAAGGGAAACUUCAGUCAGAUUGGAAAACUAGUCCAUUUGUCUGUGAUCAUUGGGCCUCCGUGUGGGGAAAUAGAGAAUGUUGUUAUCAAGAGUGUUCAUUAAAACUGAUUGGUUUCUCCUAGUAGCUGCAAAAACCACAAUUGCACUCAGGUGGAAAUCGCAAUACCCACCCACUCUUGACAUAUGGUAUAGAAUAGUGUGGGAUCACCUUAUAAUGGAAAAGAUAACAGACAGAAUUCGAACAUUGCAAAACCCCUCCAAACCUACACAAUUUUACGCACAAUGGUACCCUUUUCUGGAAUUUUUAUCUCAGAAUGAAUGGCUGAUCUCUAAGCUACCUCACUAUGCGAUUAUAAACCCCGAAAUUUGAAUUAUGGAUUUAUUAUGCGGCGUACUGGAUGUGCCUAUACAUGCUUCUCCCGAUGCAGUUGUAAUUAGCUUGCUUAACACUGUAUUAGAAUCCUGUUGAUU